This is a messenger RNA of Cyprinodon variegatus (sheepshead minnow), 1888 nucleotides long. Its product is annotated as sushi domain-containing protein 6-like. Lineage: Eukaryota; Metazoa; Chordata; Actinopteri; Cyprinodontiformes; Cyprinodontidae. The transcript has 5 exons. Bases 143 to 901 code for a protein of 252 amino acids. The record is from RefSeq and is a predicted model, not a curated record.
UCACUUGUUGCUGAGCAGGGGCAGAGGCGUCAGCUGACCGCGGAGCUCCGAACGCAUCCCCAUUCAGAGCCUGCAACCGAAGCGGGGGAGUCUGUGCCGCCUGCGACCCGCCGCGCUGCCGCCACACAGGAAGUCGGGUUUCAUGUCUGCGUCAGUCCCGUAUCCAUGGCCGAGCGGACACUUCUGUCUCGUCUGUGGACUCCUGCUCCUGGUCUCCUCCCUGCCCCUCUCUGCAGGCAGGGUGAACAACUGUCCGCACCCUCUGGUCCCAGAACAUGGAGGCUUCAAAUGCAUCCGCUCUCCAUGCCGCGGUUUUCAUCCCGGUAUCUCCAUCCGGAUCUUCUGCGAGAACGGAUUCACACCCAAUCACACAAUGGUCAUCAAGUGUCACAAGGGGAAGUGGCGCACACCCAUGCCGUCCUGCGACCCCAUAAAAGACAAGGUGAAACCUGAGAGUGACAUUAAUGACAUGCCCAGCAUGGCCACCACCGCUGUUGGCGUGUCCAUCUUCCUUCUCACCACCACCGCUUGCCUGAUCGUCAAAUCCCGCCUCCUCCCCUGCCGAUCACAAGGCCGUCGUUCCUCAGAUCAGUUAGACCUGAUGGUGGACGGACUUCCCAUCUCUCUUCCCUCCUACGAAGAGGCCGUUUAUGGCAGCUGGGGGCAGCGUAUUGCUCCCUGCUCCGCUCCUGGACCGACGCAGCUCCUCUUGGCCCAGGAGGACCCCGGUUAUUGCCCAUUGCCUCGGGGCAACCAGCCAGAUGGCAGCAACCAGCCCCUCCUAUUCGUCCAGAGCCCAGAGAACCCCCCUCCGCCGUACGAAGAGGUCCAAUCAUCACACCCCAGAGACAGGGUGAGCAGCGUGAGCAUCCGGGACCUCGCAGACGAUAAAGACACUUGAUUGGCAAGCUGUGGGGUUCAGGAGGAUCUCCUGUGGAGACACAAUUGUGACCGCUAAUAAUCUUCAGCGUUUUGUCCGAAGAUGAUUGUGGAUCAGCCGACACUGACAGCUGACGCAUUUACUACCUGCACUUUCCCUGGUCGGCUGCAGCUCAGCAGCAUCAGGACCGCUCUGAUCCGACGAGCUCCGCCAGCUCUCGGCUGACGAGGACUGAGGUGUUUUUGUUUUUGAAACGACAUGCUGAUGGUAUUUUGUGGGUCUGUGUGUACUCGACGUACGUGACGCAGGGUUCUGGGUAAAUUUGUCUGCUGAUAACAAAUUCCUGGCGGGUUUCUAAGCUGUUAAACAUUAAUUUAUGUAACCGUUUUAAGGCGUGUUUUCAGUGCUGUUCUGGAGACAUUGUCUAUCCCUCCCGUCAGUGACGGGGCUCAUCCUGGCUUCUUCCAUGAAGUCGGCUGCCUGCAGUUACAGAAACGUGUCCGUUUCCAUGGUGAUUGGCACCUCUUGUGUCUUAGACUUUUUGCUUCUUCAGGUUCAAUCAGACUGUGGUGCAGAUUUAUUGUAAUUAUUUACAAAUGUGUAUUUCUAAUGUACAGAAAAAAAUAUAUAAUAUAUAUAUAUCGAUAUAUGAAAUGAUAGAUUUUUGUUGUGUAUAAUCAUUGCAGAGUGGAGUGUAUAUUUUUUUAAUGACAUUUAAAUCUAAUGUGUAAACAUUUUAAUUUAAAUUAGAUGAGACUAAUGGAUGUUUUUAUUUAAUUUCUUUAUUUUUUUCUUAACCUGCAAAAACAAAGACAAAAAGAGAACCUGAAACCUUUGGACCUGUAAUCUUUUAGUUUUCCGUCUUUCUUGGAUGUUUUUGGAGAUGCCUUCACAGACCUUGAAUGUAUUUAGUGUUUCAUUUUGUGUUGCUAUUUUAAAUACUGUAAUACUUGCAGCUGAUGAUUUGUUCUCUGUAUUAUUGCACACAAUUCUAAUAGAAAUAAAUGU